Messenger RNA from Micromonas pusilla CCMP1545, 2034 nucleotides. RefSeq lists its product as uncharacterized. The transcript has 2 exons. The record is from RefSeq and is a predicted model, not a curated record. NCBI's taxonomy places the organism in Eukaryota, Viridiplantae, Chlorophyta, Mamiellophyceae, Mamiellales, Mamiellaceae. Bases 1 to 2034 code for a protein of 677 amino acids.
AUGGGAAGGGUCGCGCGCCGCACGUCCGCGCUGUGCCUCUUCCCCUUCCGCGCCGCCGCGACGGACUCGCGGUCGCCGUCGCCGCCGCGGUCGACGUCUUCGCCGCCGCGCGCGGAGGACGCGUCGCGCGACGAGAACGCGGGGCGCGGGCUCGGGGAGGGGAGAGGGGGCGCGGCGUCGCCCUCGGACGCGGCGCGCGACGACGACGACGGCGACGGCGACGGCGACGGCGACGGCGACGACUGCUGGUGGGCGCGCGACGUCUCGCGGCGCGGCGGCGCGGGCGUCGCGUCCGCGGCCGCGGCGCUGCGCGCGCGGCUCGAGCGCGACGACGCGGAGGACGACGACGGCGCGAGGGACGCGGACGAAGGCGAGCGGGCGCGCGCGCGGCGCGCCGGUCGGUCCGGAAUAAAAAAUGCAAACGCGCGCGCGGUCGCGGGAGCCGGAGACGACGACGGCGGAGGCGGCGUCGAGCGCGUCCACGCCGCGCUCGCGGACGUCGUCCGCGCCGCGGCGACGGAGCGCGACGCGGUGACGCGCAUGGAGAUCGUGUGCGGCGGCGUGCUCUCGCUGUGCGACGCGCUGGUGUCCGCGGAAGACGCCGCCGCCGCCGACGCCGGCGGCGGCGGCGGCGAUCCUCCGCUCGGAUCCCACCUCGUUCGCCGACUCGCGCGCGCCGACGGCCUCGACGCGCACGUCCAAGACCAGUGCUCGUACGCGUACGACGACGCGGUGCGGACGGUGGAUCACUUCGUGGACGGACGACGACAGCGCGUGUGGGGCAGCGCGAAGGUCGCUGCGGCGCCCACCUGCGCGCUCGUCGGGUCCACGCUGGUGAUCGACCUGCCACCGCCGCCGCCGCCGCCGCCGGACGACCCGCCGAGGGCGGACGGCGACGCCGUUCGCGAGGGGUGUUACAUCGAACUCGGCGGCGCCGGCGGGCACCCUGAUUUUCUCCGACGCGUCCGCGGCGUCGACGUCGACGCCGACGCCGACGCCGACGCCGACGCCGGCGGCGGGCCGGUCGCGACCGAUGAAGUGUACGCGUUCAACCUCCCGAGCGUCCGCGUCGGCGGGUUCUUGAAAGGGAAAUUCCCGCGCGCGUCGCUGCGCGGACGGGUCACGGUGACGUGCGAGAAGACCGCGACGGAGGCGACGAUCGAUUUCCGUCGGCGGCGCGUCGGCGGAUGCGUUCGACGCGGCGGCGAGGCGCGCAGCCUGCUCCUCGGCGCGAGCGGCGGAAACGCAUACGCGUCGACCGUUUCAUCAUCGAACACCACCGCGGACGACGACGCGGACGGCGGCGGGUGCCGGGAGGAGGUGAAGGUUCGAGCGAUUAAGACGGCGUCGACGGCGCGACGCGGCGGCGGCGGCGGCGGCGGCGUCUCGAUCGCUCGCGGGUUGCGAAACCCGCGCGCCAUGACGUGCGCUCGGCUGUGGCACGCGAUCGCGGACGCGACGCACGGCGCUCGCCUCGGCGCGCUCGGCGACUCCGCGCGCGCGCGCGUCGUGCGACCGCUCGCGCCUCCCGCGGCGGUCGUGCAGAGAGGCGAGGGGUGCGGGCUGCUCGGUCAGCUCUCGGGUGCAUUCUAUACACUGGUCCCCAUACGACCGCGUUCGCGUGGUGAACGCCGUUUCUUAAGGACUUUUGCCGUCGUUUCUCUCCGCCCACCCCUCGGUCUCAAUCCCCGCCCUCGGCGCCUUUCAACUCCAACUGACGCCUUUCAACUCCACCCCGACGUUCGCUCGUAUAGAACGACCCUCAGACGGCGGCGAAGAAAACGGCGGCGGCGACGAAAACGGCGGUGGCGGGCGGCGGCGGCGGAUGAUGCGCUACGAGACCGCGCUCUUGCUGACGACCGCGGCGCCGGCGGACGCGGCGCCGCCGCUGCCGAGGCACUGGUCGCCGAUGAAAGCCCCGGCGAGGCGGCCGCGGUAGUCGUCUCGGCCGUCGGUAGGGUGGUUCGCGAAGAAAUGCGCGCGCGCCCGUCUGAUCCGGGAUGCGAAUCGUCGCGGAAAGUGUCUUGUCAAUAA